This is a messenger RNA of Helianthus annuus (common sunflower), 1609 nucleotides long. Its product is annotated as GDSL esterase/lipase At5g14450. Bases 348 to 1517 code for a protein of 389 amino acids. The transcript has 5 exons. The record is from RefSeq and is a predicted model, not a curated record. Gene Ontology annotation, molecular function: hydrolase activity, acting on ester bonds. NCBI's taxonomy places the organism in Eukaryota, Viridiplantae, Streptophyta, Magnoliopsida, Asterales, Asteraceae.
UUCGACCGUUUGUAAACGGUCAAAUCUCGAACAUCGUGCAUUUCCAAGCGGUAAACCCCCACCCAUUUCCAGCCCCGAUUCGGGAUACCGCGGGGACGGCGGCGGUGUUCCCGAUCGGGGAAAUCGUUCACCGAGGGCCUCCCCGAAUGCGCCCCGUAUACCCUUAAAAUAAAAUUGAGCCGGUGAAGGAUCUUAAUCAAUCAAUCAAUCAAACAACCCAUCAAUACAACAAUUAAAGUUGAAGCAAUCUUGACAUUCGCAUGAACGCACACCAGGUGUUUGUUAAAAGUCCCAAGUGAAAAUUUCACUUAAUUUCAACCAAUAAUCAUCUUCAACAAACUCCAACAAUGGACUGGAAACAAAGGGUCACCAAUCUAAGCAGAGGAGGGGGUUUAAUGGUGGCAAUUAUAGCCCUUUUAGUUGCUACAUACUCUGUUUUCACGGUGCUCAAAGAUAGGGAAAUAUCAAAUCUUUAUAAUGAUCAACAAUCAAGUUCUUGUGAGUUUCCAGCAAUCUACAACUUUGGUGACUCAAAUUCAGACACAGGGGCUGUAUCUGCUGUGUUUGACCCGGUCUUUUCUCCUUAUGGGAUGACCUAUUUUCAUAAACCUUCUGGCAGGUUCUCAGAUGGGCGUCUAAUCAUUGAUUUCAUAGCUGAAAAGUUAGGUUUACCAUAUCUAAGUGCAUAUGUGGAUUCUAUCGGGACAAAUUUCCGACACGGUGCUAAUUUCGCUGCAAGUGGGGCCACCAUUCAGCCUGCGGAUGCUUUGAUGCUAAACAAGACUUUGAACCCCCUCACUCUCAAUGUACAGCUGUCACAGUUUGAACAAUUCAAAAGGCGAUCUUCUGAUUUGUACCUUGAAGAAAAAAGUAAAAGUAGAGACCGUCUUCCAAGACCUGAGGAUUAUCCUCGGGCCCUUUACACGUUUGACAUUGGACAAAAUGAUCUUCAUGCUGGGCUUACAUCGAUGAAAGAAGAUGAAGUGAUCAAAUAUAUUCCCGACAUAAUUAAUGUGUUGUCUUCGACUGUUGAGAAACUUUAUCAAGGAGGCGCAAGAACAUUUUGGAUUCAUAAUACGGGCCCAAUUGGAUGCCUGCCUUUCUUGGUAAAAAAUUAUCCGCCAGCUCCAGAAAACGUAGACAAAAUCGGUUGUGUGGAUUCAUACAACAAAGUAGCACAAGAAUUCAAUAAACAACUCAAAGAUAGAGUAUCAACACUGGGAACACAACUUCAAGAAUCAUCAUUGGUGUACGUUGACGUUUAUUCCGUCAAAUAUUCUCUCAUUAGUGAAGCCGACAAGCACGGCUUCACGGAUCCUUUAGGGAAAUGUUUAUGGAAAGAUGGGAGCGUUCUUAAAGCUUGCGCCAACCCGUUAGAGUAUAUUAGUUGGGACGGAGUACAUCAUACCGAAGCAGCUAACAAAUGGGUAGCUGGUCACAUUCAAGAUGGCGCUGUAAGCACACCCAAGAUACCCCUCACCGAAGCUUGUAGGCCCGUUUCCGGUUCCCAUAGAUAAUGUAUCAGGAAACUAAUGAUUCACUAACUUGAAACAUUUUUCUUAUUUAUGGACACUUAUGAUAAGUGUAUUAAUUGGGAUGGGUUACCUUA